Molecule: messenger RNA, 2773 nt
Organism: Monopterus albus (swamp eel)
Lineage: Eukaryota; Metazoa; Chordata; Actinopteri; Synbranchiformes; Synbranchidae
Gene: trim44
Product: tripartite motif containing 44
Exons: 6
Coding region: 461-1561 (366 amino acids)
Molecular function (GO): zinc ion binding
Source: RefSeq, a predicted model, not a curated record
AUAUGUGUGUAGAACUCUUGUUAUUUAAACAUAUAUAGCGUUGCAACAAUAUCUUUUGGCAUAACUUUAGCACUGUGAGAAUGCUUCUCUUUCCAUCUGUCUCCGGUUCGGAGUUUCACGGUCUUUGUUGUGCUUGUCAAGCGAGUUUUCUCUCCCCCACCUCUGUGUGUCUCUGCUGUUCUCAUGCACACGGUACAACAAGCAGGAAGUAGAAAUAGGCAGACACCAGCGGAUGAAAAUAAGGAAGUAAACACUGUUGGAUCGAAGCUGGAGCCCCCUCUACUACUGUCGUUUGAAAGUAGAUCAGCCGACAGCUCAGUAAGAAUUCAAGACACAACGUUGUGCUACGGAAGUUAGCCGUCAGGCUAACACCUCCAGUGACUCUUCAUUAUCUCAAAACAAGCUCUAGACAGAACAAUAGAGCAAGGGAGGAAAACAGACAAAAUUAUUUUUAUUCACCAUGGAACACAAAUGGGACACUCAGGAAGGAGCCAUAGGAGUAGACCUGGAGGAGCUACCACAGAUGGAUGGUACAUGUGAUGCAUGCGAGCCCGAUGAGGCCCAACCAGCGACACAGGUGUGCCACAUCUGCAGCUUUGCUUUCUGCCUGGUCCAUGCUGAAAGACAUGCCAACAGCACACAUCACCCGUUAAUGCCUUAUAACCAUGAGGGGACACAAGCUAAUGGACCUGGCACCAACAGAGACUCCAGAAUUAGAGCCGAGGAGGAGGAGGGUGCGGAGGGUCAGGGGAUGGCGCCUCUUGCAAUGGAAGUAGAUAAUGGAGAUGCGAGCGGGGAUGCUGAGGCGAGAAAUGGCGCCCAGAAUGGUUGGCCAGUGGAGGCCGAGCUGGGUGACAGAGCUGAGGGUGCAGAGGCAGGGCAGGAGGUCCUGGCUGAAGGAGACGCUGGGAAGAGGGACACUGUGACGGUAGAGAGACUGCGCUGCAAGGAGCAUGGGCAGGAAGGCUCCCUCUACUGCAAACCAGAUGAGAAGAUCAUCUGUGUGGUGUGUGCUGUGCAAGGUGACCACAGGGAUCAUGAAAUCAUCACUCUGCAUGAGGCCUACAUUUGGCAGAAGAGCAGGCAGGGCUAUGACCUACUGGGCUGUACACAACAGAUGGCCGAGAAGAUCAAAACCAAGUGGACCAACCCUGAGAUGUCUACAGAAGAGUUGGAGGCCUAUGUGAACAGCCAGUUUGAUGAGCUCCGAAAAUUGGUGCGUCUGGAGGAGAAGCGGACCCUUCCCUUGGUAGCCCUCAAAGAGGCUUUCCUGACAGCGUCCGCCGCUGAGAAGAUCACAGAAAUCACUGUCCAGACUGAGCGGCUGCAGGAGGAGAUGGCCAACAUCACACACCAGCUGUACCUGCUGGAACAAGCUGAGGCACAGGCAAUUGGUCCCCCAGCGAUAGCAGAGGUCCUCGCAGCAAAGCCCGGAGUAGCCCACAGAGUCCUGGACGACGUUGAGGCCAGGCCAAGGCUUCCAGAGCCGAGGGCAGGCCCCAUGGACCCACGGGACUUUGAAGACAGUGACUCUGGACCAUCCAUGGGCCAUGCCCCCUGACACUGGCAGACCAGACUCUUACUACUCCAACCCAGCCUUCACUAUCUGCUUCGGCCAGCCAUCGGCCCUGUUGAGCUGCCAGUCCGGCCACAUCUCUGUCAGCCAUCUCUCUUUUACCCCCACUCCCCUGUCCUCCCUCCUAGUGCCUGCUGGCAGUGAACUGACCUUGAAGAAGGUCAUGCAUUUUCUGCUCUCAAACAUUUUAAAUUCCUCACUAGCUAAACUUUCUUUAAUUUAAGCACACAAGUUAUGUGCAAUCAAUUACCAUCAGGCUCAAUUUUCACAGCCAGCCAGAUCCUUGGCUUACUGGUGAGCCUGGCUGGCUCAGAGAGGGAAGCCUGGGUAGGCAGCCGAGCAGAGCAUCUGUUAAGCCCAACAGAUGUCAGGAACGGGAAUAUCUGUGGCACUGUGUGGCUCUUCAUUUAUUUGAAAUAUUCUUGUGAUUCUUUCAUUUUGAUGGACAAUAUGGACCAAGACCUAGAAAGGGGAUAUUUGUCAAAUGUAUAUUACAACAGGUGUUGUGGGAACUAUAUUUUGAUUGUAUAAAUGUCUCUCUUUUCUGUGCUGUAAUGUUCUUUCUUGUGUUUCUGUCAUUUUGUUGCCUUCACCCCUCUUAUCUCUACUUCAUCUGCCCUACCUGCUAUUUUUUAUGCUUGUAGAUUUGUGUUCACUACCUUCUAUAUGUCAGAAAUGGGGGCCAUUUUGACAUCUAUUGAUUGGUGAAUGUUACGGGAGUUUUCGUUAGGUGGAAAUCAAAGUGUAUUUUGACAAAAUAGCACUCUCCCAGUAUCAGCUUUCUGUGUACUGUGAUGUAAAGCCUCCUUACUCCUGGGCAAUUUGCAGUGUAUGACAGAUUACAGUGCAGACGUGUAUGCACUUUCUACCUUGACCUGCUCAAUGUAGCUUUCAUUCAUGACACAUUGCUGCAAGUUUGUCUGUAUCAGCAGUUUAUAUAUGGCUGGGAUUUUGUUGCCUUAAAUUCAAAAUUGAAAGCAGUGUUGCGUAAUAUGUGGGCCAUGUUUGUCAUCGGUGUGACUUCACAAUGGUAGCGCUGCACUAAGAUGCUCUGGGAGUUGUAUAGCUUCCCAAGGGAAGCCUAUUGAAAUAAUUCUUUUUUUAUUGUAGUGGAGAGUGGCUGUUUGAUGAUAGCUGUUGUUUUUAUUUGUCUGUUUUUGUCUUUAUUCUAUAAAUAAACAGCCUUUUUGGAUUGAA